This is a messenger RNA of Somion occarium, 855 nucleotides long. Lineage: Eukaryota; Fungi; Basidiomycota; Agaricomycetes; Polyporales; Cerrenaceae. The record is from the annotation of a GenBank genome assembly.
AUGUCGAGUACCCCGUCAACCCGUCCUCAAACACCACUUACAUCUUUCUCAGACUCCGAGGACCUGCAGCACGACCCACACGUCAUUUCUGAUGAGAAUGAAGAAACCCUUACCCACGAUCCUAAAUACUAUCUCGACGAUGAGAUGACUAUAUUCCUGGUCGAACGACGUCUAUUCAAAGUUCAUCGCCACUUCCUCAUCCGAGAAUCAGAUUUCUUUCGCACUUUAUUCCAGCUACCGACAGGAGUAAACACUCGAGUCGAAGGUCGAUCAGAUGACCUGCCUAUCCCUUUGCCUGGAGUAAAGGUAGAUGAGUUCAUCUCUCUACUGGACUUUUUCUAUGAGGGAAUGCAUGCUCCUCAACUCACAGCAGACUCCGACAUCUCUUGCAUUCAUCACUGGUCCAGGAUACUGUCCAUCUCCACGCGAUUUUCCUUCGACCGGAUCCGCGAGAUGGCCAUCGAGCAGCUCAGUCCUCAUUUGGACCCCAUCAGCAAGAUCUGUCUUGCCCGUACGUACGACAUUGAGGAGUGGCUCUUUCCUGCUUACGAGCAGAUAUGCCAAAGAGAUAAUGCUCUUGAAGCCUGGGAAGCAGAGUUGAUCGGACUCCGGACCGCAAGACUGCUAGCCCAAACUCGUGAAGAGCUUCAUAGAAGUAGAGACCCUUGGAGGGAAGUCAUAGUCCGUGAUUAUUCCCCGUCACCAGGCCGACAUCCUUCGUCUUCGUCUCCGCCUCCAUUCUUCUCUCCAUCAAGCGUUAAAUGUCUUCUAGGCGAAGUAUUCCCCAAGUCCGACCCAUAUAUUGCGGUCUUUGAGACAGAGCAAGGACGAAGCACCUUCGAGCCUAUGUCAUAA